AUGAACACAAAACUAUUUGUAGUGUCUCAAAUUCCAAACAUUGGCAAUUUGUUACGAAAUGAAAUUAUCAAAAGAGCACCUGAAUCAAACGGCCGACUAGAAAGUGUUGAAGUGGUCGUUGUCAAAUUGCAACAAAAAGGAAAUGAAAUAUCAUUCUCGAGAAACUUAACUUUGACCCAUGAAGACUUUAAACAACUUAAAAGUGCUGAAAUCUUACUAGUAGACAACAACUUGCUUCCUUCUGUCAUCAAAGCUAUUGACAAUGAAGCGUAUCGUCCUUUGCUUGGCUCUCUAAAAUGGAUUCAAACUUCCUGGGCUGGUGUUUCCGAAAUUUUCCAGGACAACAUUCCUGAUGUUGUGAAGAAAAACUCAUUAACGUUAACCCGAUUUAGCGGUCCAUCUUUUGGUCAAGCAAUGACCGAGUAUGUUCUAGGACAAAUACUCAACUAUGAACGCAGUUUUUACUAUCUCUAUUCAUCGACAACAAUACAAAAACAAUGUUUUCAGGUUUCAAAAAAGCUUGCCGGCAUGGGCAUGAAAAUGAGUGCCUUCGGUCGCAGCGAACGCUCAGAGGAAGAAAUUAAACAAUUCGGCUUUGAAAAAUACUCUACAAAUUUGCAAGAAUUACUGCCUCAUGCUGACUACAUCAUCAGCAUAAUGCCCGCGACUCCCUUUACUACUGACCUUCUUGGUAACGACAUUCUAAGCAUCUGUCAGAAUAAGAAACCCGUUUUGAUUAAUGUCGGUCGAGGAAAUUUGAUCAGUGAAGAGGACAUUAUCAAGGCACUGGAUCAGGGCUGGAUUCGUUAUGCUAUUUUGGACGUUUUUCGAACCGAGCCUCUGCCUUCCACCUCGCCGUUGUGGACUCGAGAGGAUGUGCUCAUCACACCACACGUCUCUGCAACAACUCGAGGCUGUGAUGUAGUGAAACUUUUUGUGGAAAAUUAUCUCCACUACGUAGAUCGAAAACCGCUCCAAUACGUAAUCAAUUUUGAUGAAGGUUACUAG
Messenger RNA from Rhagoletis zephyria (snowberry fruit fly), 1008 nucleotides. NCBI's taxonomy places the organism in Eukaryota, Metazoa, Arthropoda, Insecta, Diptera, Tephritidae. The record is from RefSeq and is a predicted model, not a curated record.